CGUCCGAACCCCACUCCACACCACUCCACCACCAUGGAAAGAACAUCCAACCAGAAACGAACAACGAUCCGGGCCGCAAGGCGCCAGCGAGGCCUCCCCGCGGUGCUGCUGCUCCUGGCGGCGAUGGCGAUGGCGAUCGAAUUCGUGGCCGCGGACAAGGGCGACCCCCCGGGAGGGGAGGGGGUCUGCGAAACCGAAGCGGAAACAAAAACAGGGGCGCGGACCCGGCCCCCGCCCCGGGUCCUUCUCGGAGACACCCUCCGCGACCUGGAGGACCUGGUCUCCUUCGAGGAGGUCCUUCUGUCGAGCGGUGCGAGGACACCGGCGGUUGCGGCGGCGGUCCCGGGGGGGGAGGCCAUCGGCCUGACCUACGUCAGGGACCUGGUGGAACCGGGCCUUUCCUCCCGCCUGGUCGGGGCCUGCGACGCCCGGUCGGGCUGGACGGUCUCCCCGCAGUCGGUCGACGGAUCGGCGACCGUCCGCGAGGCGAGCCGGACCUCCCGGUCCUGCCCCCUCAUCUGGCCGCAGCUCUACCUGCCCCUCCUGGACGACCCGGCCUACGCCUCCCGGCUGGACCCGCUCCGGGAGGAGAUCGGCCUGGCCUGGGGACUCACCCAGCGGUUCGGGGACCUCCUGGGGGUCGGGGAGGAAACCGUCGAGCCCCUCCAGCUGGUCCGGUACCGGCAAGGGGAGUUCUACAAGGAGCACCACGACCACGGGUCCUACUACGGGGCGGACACGGAGCAGCGGCCGUGGACCCUCCUGGUCUACCUCUCGGACGCCCCCGGGGGCGGCGAGCGCGGCGGACAGACCUUCUUUAGGGCCCUCGGGGGGGCCGGCGGCGUGUCGGUGGUCCCGCGGCGGGGGGACGGGGUCCUGUGGAGGAACGAGGACGCGGCCACCGGGGAGCUCCUGGAGGAGGCCGUCCACGAGGCCGUUCCGCCGGAGGGGGGGACCGAAAACGAACACGAACACGAACACGAAAACGCCUCCGUCAAGUACGCCAUGAACGUCUGGAUCGCCAAGAAAAAGAUCAUGGAACACAUGGACGUCUCGGCCUACCGGACCCAGUGAUUCAAUGGCAAGGCGAAGGCAAAACACAAAUACAAACAAUACAAUGAAUACAAUGCAACAGAGCAACAGAGGCACACCGCGAGACACGGGAAAGAUUGGGCCACACCGGGCCACGCGAUCGAGCGAACGAAGCAUUCCGUGCGGCAACCGCAGCGCUCCAAGCGAUGCUUCGCACGGCAAGAACGAGACGAGACGAUUCGAUUCGAAACUGUUUCUCCCCGAGAAAAGAAAAAGGCCGAACGGACGGUUCUUGGCUCGUCCACCGGCAUGCACCGCACUCCAGCCAGUGCAGGGCAAGGGCACUCACCGCCUGCCGUGGAAAUCUCCGGGGAGGCAGCAGCCGCGCGGCGACGAGAAGAGGCGAGACGAGACGAGACCACUCCGUAGAAACCGCACUGCGACGUAUGGCAGCACAGCAACCUACUACAAUACAAUACAAAACAAUAC
Pseudo-nitzschia multistriata is the source of this 1521-nucleotide messenger RNA. The record is from the annotation of a GenBank genome assembly. NCBI's taxonomy places the organism in Eukaryota, Bacillariophyta, Bacillariophyceae, Bacillariales, Bacillariaceae.